This is a messenger RNA of Lethenteron reissneri (Far Eastern brook lamprey), 6468 nucleotides long. RefSeq lists its product as uncharacterized. NCBI's taxonomy places the organism in Eukaryota, Metazoa, Chordata, Hyperoartia, Petromyzontiformes, Petromyzontidae. The record is from RefSeq and is a predicted model, not a curated record.
UUCUCCAUUCAUCAUCAUCACCAGACGUCUGGAUCCACAGUGACUGCCACACAGUGAACUGUGAGAACCUGGAUUCGAGUCCUACAUUUGGGUCUCUCGCUCCGUGUUUCAGUGUCUCGCUCUCUCUCCCUCUCUCUCGGUGAAUAUCAAGAUGCAUCACGUUACACUUUGUGGCCUCCUGUUGGUCACUUCCUGGCCCUGCGUUUUUGCUACGAUUGUGAAUAAGGUGGUGUACAAGUUCAGCACGGAAUAUGAAGCGAUUUGGAACGACAGGGGAAGUGGUUCUGCAGUGGACGUGUCGAUUUGGAGACCAUCCAGCCUGGAGUCCGGCUUCUAUCCGCUGGGAGAUGUCGUGGUCGCUCUGCACGAGCAACCGAAGUCCGCGAGUAUUCUAGUGAGGGACUUUGGAAACUCGCUGGUACGAGCUCCCAUCAGCGUCACUGAGGUGUGGAAUGACAGAGGCAGUGGAGCUGACCGUGAUGUCACAGUGUACCAGCUCAACCCGUCGAACGGCUUCACGUGCCUGGGCCACGUGGCCGUGGCGAGCUACAGCCAGACACCCAGCCUCAACGCAUACAGGUGCGUCAAUUCGAGCCACGUGACCCAGGGACGCCUCAGCUUCGUGUGGAACGACAGAGGCUCGGGGGCGAAGCACGACGUCAGCUUCUGGAGUGUGGAGAACGAUCCGAUGUUGACUGGCAUCACGGCGGGGACCUUCAUGUCCCACGCGAGCCACAGCGACCUGCGCAUCGUGCCCGCCGUGCUGGACGCGAACAAAGCCAUUCUCUCCGCGUUCCUGCCGACCUCGUCAGAGGUGGCGCUCGUCCUGUACAACACGGACAAAAUGACGGAGAUAUGGAAUGAUAAAGGCAGCGGAGGGAAGUACGACGUUUCAAUCUGGAAGGCGGAAGGCUGCUGCUCUCUGGGCGACAUUGCCAUGCCCAACUAUAACCGGCCUAAAGGUAUCCUCUUGAGAGAGACCAUCACCGGAACACUGAGAAAGCCGCUGUCCUUUGAGCGCAUCUGGACUGACCGGGGCUCAGGAGCGGACCGGGAUGUCUCCAUCUGGAAGCCGAUCUGCCCACCAUCGUACCACGCUCUCGGCUUCGUCGCCGAAGGGAGCUACGGCCGCGUCCCCUCGGUGGACACAGUGCGCUGCGUGAACACCUCACACGUCGUGCGGGGUGACUGGCAGUGGGUCUACGACGACACCAAGACGGGAUCGGCGCAGGACGUCACGAUAUGGAAAGCCGUCGGCAGCGGUCAGACGGCCAACACCUUCAAGGCUGUGACGCGGCACGGCGCAAUGGACACGCCGUCAUUCAUCCUCAACCCGCGGUUCGUGUCGGUGCAGACUGGAGCUCCCGUGGCCAGGGUACGGCUCGUGAACUUCAUUUAUGACUUCGAAUCGCAGGUGGUAAGCAAUGUCGAUCCACUGGAGCUCACGACACGCACCAUCGCCGAGAAUUGUCGUGCUCCCCCGGGCAGUCCUCCGCUCAACGUGAAACGGAAGAUCGACGUGACGGUCACGAUGACUUCAUCUUGGAGUGUGUCAACAUCGCUGGCGGUUGGCGUGGAGGUGACCUUUGAGGCGGGCAUCCCGCUUAUCGCUAAGAACCAGGUGAAGGUGGCCACAACCUUAACGAGGCAAUGGGAGAAGACCAUCACCGAAUCCAAGUCGGUGACAGAUUCGUUGGAGGCAACAAUCGACGUCCAAGCCGGGAAAUCAGUGUCGUACGUGGUGACCGGCCGGCGCUACAUUGGAAGCAUCCCCUGGAAGGCCACAAUGACGACGACGUUCGAGGACGGGAGUUCAAACACCGACCAAGUGGGAGGCGUGUUCGAGGGCAUGCAGGUGUCUGAGAUCCGCGUCUCAGCUGACGCACCACUGCCUUGCGGUUAAACUUCCCGUGAUGCUUGGCUUCAGGCCUUGUCCCUUGUACGGCGAGACCUCAGCUAAUGUGCUAGGGGAGCAGCAGCAGUAGAAAAGUAUCCAUUGGUUAGGCGAAAACUAUUUCUGCCUCUAACUAUAUUAUAAUAAAAAUAACUGUAUGUUGGUGUGUUAAACUUAUUUGGCACAAUACAGAGCUAACUGUGUUAAUAGGAGGUGCAGUGAAAUGACAACAAACUUAACACAAAAAGCAGUUCUAAAGAAAUGAGCUUGUUCUGUCUCUCUCUCUGUCUGUUUUGCAACCGGCACAUACAGGAAAAAGACAAAAACAGUUUGGCCCAGGUGGGUAGCAGUGGAGAUUUUCUGCGUUGGAUUUUUCACGAGGUGUUUGUUUGUUUGUGAGUUCUUAUCUGACGGGCACUAUUUUACUUCACCGGGUGUUAAUAUCCCCAGCGUUUAACAGUACUCUCUUUAUUGUCAGCCAACACUGGUAUAAACAUGAGCAUUUUCGUUUAUUUUCUAUCAUGUGCAUCCACAGUGACUUGCGCACAAACACGUCCAAGUCGAGGACGAGUAACCCGUGCCCUGUUUUAGCCCCCCCCCUCCCGAUACGUUCCAUUCAUUGGCUACCACAUUCUGAUAAGCUCCUCUCCUCCUCUCCUCCCCCCUUUACUUGUAUUUAAGAGCUUGCAUCUUGUAUCGCUGCCUCACUUGAUGCAGCAAAUCUGGCUGUGACGGUCCCACCUGAUGACGGAGACUUGUGUUGCCUCCGAAACGUCGUGAUCUUAUUGUUAAAUUUUUUAUUAAUUUCAUUUUUUACCUACGUGACUUUACCGAAAGAACUAAGAGUAUAGUUCUUUUGAACGCCAUUCAGCUCUCUAAGCUUCCUCACGAGAAGAGGUUGCGCUCGCAUUGUUGAAGGUUAAUCGUACGGCUCCAGAAGAGCCUUGUUGUCCUUCUGCACCUCCGUAUAGCACGGUCGGCUACGUACGGUGCCAAAAAUGUUCAACACAUACAGACGGUGUGACAGCAUAGGCAGCAAGGGUGUUGCGGUCAACUGGGGGUAUUAUUAUUAUGAUAUAUCCGGUCAUCCUUGCAGCCGCAGCUUUUGACUAGCCAUCGAACAAAAAGAUGGUCACGACAUUGCACGCUUUCAGAUGUGCUUAUGUGGCCUUCUAGAACGCUCUCCUUCUGAUAUUACGAAGCCCAAUAGAGCUCUGCGCUUUGAAAAUGCAUUUCUUUAGAACUGCUUUGUGUGUUUCGUUUCUUGUCCUUCCUCCGUACCUACGAUUAGUUGGCUAUGUAUGGUGUGAAAGAAGCUCAAUAUAGAUACAUACAUGAUGACAUCCUGGUGAGGCAAAGGGGAGAGGUUCAUUAGGCUCCGUGUACUCUAUCUAGAUUGUCGUCGACCACUCAAAAACCACGUUAUCACGGUGCACGCAUUUCCGCAUUGUAAUGGUGCAUGCGUUAUAACGGCAGGCACGUUCUGCAUUAUAACAAUGGUGCGUAAAAUAUUCCCGAAUGGAAGAACUGCAUUGUAGCAAAAACACGUGAUAGUGUGAUAACACUGCGCAUUAAUCGACGAUUCGCAGUAUACUGGCGCUGGGCGGUUGAUUGGCCACUUGGCAGUUCAUUACGUGACAUUGCACCAGGAGUAGUUCGAUUAUAAAUAAAUAAAUGUUUGGUAAAUUUGCGUAUACAUGACGGGAAUUCGAAUUUACAAUCGUAUUUACAAUCGUAUUUUCAAUCUGCAGCUGCCGGAAGAUCUUUCAUAGGAGGUUGUUUGACGUGUUAGUGGGGUGGUGGAGGAAUGGUUUCUAAAAAAAACACCAAGGUUGCUCACUUCCACAGUGUGGAAGAGAGGCUGCCACUACUCUUUUGGUAGCUGGACCAAUACCGCUUGGACCUCUGUGGAAUACAGGAGGUUUAGUGGACUGGUUUUGGUGAAUAUAGGGAGGCUUCCAUUCCUGUAUCAGAAGCUGUCCCGGUACUGCUGCGACCUCUGGGGCAUACGGGAUGUCUGGUGGACUGGUUCUGGCUCCAGUCACCAUGAGGAGUAAACUGUUCUCCACUCAGUAUAGGAAAGUGCCCGGUCAGCGCAUGGCACCUGGGUCUAUUCCAUGACCUUCUCCUGUCAGCAGUCACUUCACAUGGCUGCCUCGUAGUGCACCUAGCCUGGCACAAGUGCCGUGGUGACGAUACCACCAUUUAUUGGUGAGUAGCGGCAGUUGUUCGGGGAAGGCGCAGAGCUCUGGGUCGAUUAAAACGAUCACUCACCGCCAAUCUCAGCUACAGCCGGGAAGUGAUCUUGUGUCGUUGGGUUCAUAGUGCAAUGCGCUAACAAAUGGGCCACCGCUCCAACGUCCGCACUCCAUAAACAUACACCCCCUUGUGAGACUUUUGAAGCUGUGCACUGCGAAGUGCGCAUUUCAGUGAUUGUCACUUUUGAUUUAAUAAACGAUAAUGAAUGUAAUCGAAACAAAUCACGGCUGAAGUGGUUUCUCAAUUAUGUUCACGAAGUUCGAGCAUGACUGGCUACGUAUGGUGCGAUAUAAUUUCAACAUACAUACAACAAGGAGUCAAAGAGAAACAUACAGACUCCCCAUUGAGAAAACAAAGUCACGCAAAGUCACCCAAUUUUUCACAACGACACCUUUAUGACAAUUUUUGAGUACGACGUUUCGCUGGCGAAUUGCCCGAUGAUGCUGGAUGCAUCAUCAAUUGCUGGAUGCAAUUACUAGCGAAACGUCGUUCUCAAAAAUUGUAAAUGUUGUGGUUUCACUCUUCAACACACCGGUGGGCUAAAGUAGUCAACUAUUUGUCUUUUGUCAACGUGACACUUUAUUUACUGAUUGGCCGUGUCGGGUGGUAAAGGGUUACGACACAUUUAUAAAUAACGUGAUCUAACCCAAAAACGUUUGUUAUGAAUAAUAGUGGUCGCGAAAGCGACCAAUAUUAUUGUCAUCAUCUCAGCUGACAAGGGCAAUGUCACUGUCAUCAUGGAUAAUACCAUAUACAACAACUAAAUUCAGUACCUUCGUAUGGAUGGUAGCUAGUGAGGGAAAAAACGUAUUUGAUCCCCUGCUGAUUUUGUACGUUUGCCCACUGACAAAGAAAUGAUCAGUCUAUAAUUUUAAUGGUAGGUUUAUUUGAACAGGAAGAGACAGAAUAACAACAACAACAUCCCCCAAAACGCAUGUCAAAAAUGUUAUAAAUUGAUUUGCAUCUUAAUGAGGGAAAUAAAUAUUUGACCCCCUCUCAAUCAGAAAGAUUUCUGGCUCCCAGGUGUCUUUUAUACAGGUAACGGGCUGAGAUUAGGAGCGCACUCAGGGAAUGCUUCUAAUCUCAGCUUGUUACCUGUAUAAAAGACACCUGUUUACAGAAGCAAUCAAUCAGAUUCCAAACUCUCCACCAUGGCCAAGACCAAAGAGCUCUCCAAGGAUGUCAGGGACAAGAUUGUAGAUCUACACAAGGCUGGAAUGGGCUACAAGACCAUCGCCAAGCAGCUUGGUGAGAAGGUGACAAUAGUUGGUGCGAUUAUUCGCAAAUGGAAGAAACACAAAAAAACUGUCAAUCUCCCUUGGCCUGGGGCUCCAUGCAAGAUCUCACCUCGUGGAGUUGCAAUGAUCAUGAGAACGGUUAGAAAUCAGCCCAGAACUACACGGGAGGAUCUUGUCAAUAAUCUCAAGGCAGCUGGGACCAUAGUCACCAAGAAAACAGUUGGUAACACACUACGCAAUGAAGGACUGAAAUCCUGCAGUGCCCGCAAGGUCCCCCUGCUCAAGAAGGCACAUAUACAUGCCCGUCUGAAGUUUGCCAAUGAACAUCUGAAUGAUUCAGAGGACAACUGGGUGAAAGUGUUGUGGUCAGAUGAGACCAAAAUAGAGCUCUUUGGCAUCAACUCAACUCGCGUGUUUGGAGGAGGAGGAAUGCUGCCUAUGACCCCAAGAACACCAUCUCCACCAUCAAACAUGGAGGUGGAAACAUGCUUUGGGGGUGUUUUUCUGCUAAGGUGACAGGACAACUUCACCGCAUCAAAGGGACGAUGAACGGGGCGAUGUACCCUCAAAUCUUGGGUGAGAACCUCCUUCCCUCAGCCAGGGCAUUGAAAAUGGGUCGUGGAUGGGUAUUCCAGCAUGACAAUGACCCAAAACACACGGCCAAGGCAACAAAAGGAGUGGCUCAAGAAGAAGCACAUUAAGGUCCUGGAGUGGCUUAGCCAGUCUCCCGACCUUAAUUCCAUAGAAAAUCUGUGGAGGGAGCUGAAGGUUCGAGUUGCCAAACGUCAGCCUCGAAACCUUAAUGACUUGGAGAAGAUCUGCAAAGAGUAGUGGGACAAAAUCCCUCCUGAGAUGUGUGCAAACCUGGUGGCCAACGACAAUAAACGUCUGACCUCUGCGAUUGCCAACAAGGGGUUUGCCACCAAGUACUAAGUUAUGUUUUGCAGAGGGGUCAACUACUUAUUUCCCCCAUUAAAAUGCAAAUCAAUUUAUAACAUUUUUAACAUGCGUUUUUCUGGAUUUUGUUGUUGUUAUUCUGUCUCUUACUGUUCAAAUAAACCUACCAUUAAAAUGAUA